UAUAAACAAUAUGGCCGAAAAUUUUUGACAGUUAACAAUUUUUAUCAACAAUCUUUAAAAAAAUGCCCGAUAAUCUCUGGUUUUCUUGAAAGUAACUUUCAUUGAUUAGGUAUUCCUUUCAAUUAGGAAAUGGGAUCUCACGAAAUAUCAUUUUUACGGGAUCAAGUUCAAAGACUCAAUGCAGAAUUAGCAAAAUACCAGAGAAAAUAUAAAACAUCAUUAGACCAGUCUUUCACUGAAAAGUCAACUUCGACACCAUGGCUGGCAGACCAAAGUAUCUUAUCUCCUUUACUUGAGGAAUAUGACCAAAUUAUAAAAGAACUUCAAGAUGAAAAUACAUUAUUUAAGAAUGAACUUAGAGAAUUAAAAGGAAAAGCAGAGGAUUUAGUUGAAGAAAAUGAUAGACUUGUAAGAGAAUUAAAAGAGACAUUACAGAAUCAAUUAUCCAGUAAUGAAUUAAAUCAUGUAACAGUUGAUGGACAACCAGACAGUGAUCAAUUAUUAAUUAAUCUACAACAACAAUUACAAUUAGCAAUACAGGAAAAAGAUUUAGCAGAAGAAAGAUGGAGAGGAGCGAGUCGGGAAAUAGACAGAUUAGAAAGAUCUUUAGAGUUAGAAAAAGAAAGUCAUCAAUGGAGAGUGGUAGAACAACAAGCUAAUCAGGUUAAACAUCAGUAUCAUCAGACGGCAUCUGACUUUAAUACAGAAGUAGAAACUUUACAAGCAGAAUUACGACAAACUCGGGCUGAAUUAACAUCAUCUAGUCUACAAGUUACAGAACUAAGACGAACGGUAGCAGAAUUACAACAACAAUUAACAUGGAAGGAUCAAGAAACAGCUGAUGCCAUAUUUAAAGAAGGUGUUUCAGAUGGUCAAACUAGUAAACUUAAAAUAGCCAUUGAUGAUUUGAGACAAAAACUAUCAGUAGCAACUAAAAAAUGUGAACAAUUACAACAAGAUAAAGAAAUAUUAGAAAAUAGAGCUGGUGAAUUACAAAACCGAUUACUAUGUACAGAUGAUAAAGAACAUGAUGCUGUUAUGAAAGUUAGAGAUGCUAUACAAAUGGCUGAAAAUGCUAUACUAGAAAAAGACCAGGCUGAGAUAUUGUGUGGUCAGAAAGAUGAAGAAUUAGAACAGUUACAAGAAGUCGUUAAUAAAUUAAUUAAUGAAGCUGGGGUUAGAACUAGACAAGAAGUCGAUCUGGUACGUAAACAAAGUAACGAUAGAAUUAGUAAAUUAACAGAAGAACUACACACAAUGGAAAUGGAUAAUGCUGAAAAACAAUCUCAACUAGAUAGAUUAAUACGAGAAAAGAGAUCAGUAGAAUCUGAGUUAGAAAAGAUCUAUAAAGAAGGUGUGGUCCAGGGUUCUAAAGAAAAUAUGUCAUAUCAAGAUUUAAAUCAGAGAGCUAUUACCGCUGAGAGAGCUAAACAUGAUGCCGAGUUAAAACUAGAUUCAUUACAGACUACUUUAAAACGGGAAAAAUUAAAUUCUGAACAGUUGAAAUCACAAAUGGAAGUCCAAUUCACUCAAUUAAAAGACAGAAUGGUUGCCAUGGAAAUGGAUCUACAAACUAGUAAUGAAGAGUGUUUAAAAUAUCAAGAUGAAAUAGAUGAUUUAAAGAAGAAAGUCCAGUCAGCCAUUCAAGAGAAAGAGAGUGCUCAAAGAAAAUAUUAUAAAGAGUUAGCAAUUAUUGACCAAGAAAAGCAGAUGAAAAUAAGAGAUUAUGAGGUCAAAGUUCAAUCCACAGAGGACACAAAUCGGCAUGCCAUGUCAGAACUACGCAAAAUUUUGACAGCACAGCAAAGAAUGGCAGCUAGAUGGAAGGAAGAAUGUCAAACUAUUACUAAAAAGUUUGAAACAAAAAUACAAGAUUUACGUGAAGAUUUGAAUCAUAAACAGAAGAGAAAUGAAGAAAUUACAGCAUUACUGAGAGAAAGUCAAGACAAAACAACAGAUGCAGGAAAAACAUUAGCUGAAGCUACUAGAAAUAUUAGACGUAUGGAAGAAAGAAUUAGAGAAAGUGAAAUGAGAGCAUCAGAUGCAACAAAAAAGCUGGCACGGUUGACCGUGAAAUUUCGACAAAUGGAAAGUGAAAGACAAAGUUUAUUACAAGAAUUAUCACGGAGUCAGAAAGAAUUAUCCCGUUCUACUAAGGGUGCAUCUUUCAAUAAUUCAGUAGAAUUUGUGUCCAGUCAUCGGUCAAGUAAUGGACAUGUGAAUGGUGUAUCUAAGGAUGUUGGUCAGUUAGGUUUAGAAGAUCUACAGUCAGAAAGAUGAUAAUUACUCAUAAUCUACGUACUCCAUUCUAUUCCAUUAUACAUUUAUGUCAAAUCUGAUUAAAACACAGAUCCUAUUUCAUCUUGUUUUUAUAGUUCAAUAUUUCAUUUUACUUGUCUUUACAACACACAUCUGGAAGAGUUGUUAUAUAACCUGCAUUCUGGAUGAUGUGAGGGAUUAGCCAAUGAAACGAUCUAUUACAGCGAGUUUUUGGUGUGCGAUGGACGGAACUGUGGGUAAACCACUAGAAACAUCAACGCUGGUUGAUUAAUCAAUGUCUGACGUUAUAGGGUCAAAAGCCGCUUGUAUGACCUCUGACGCGACCGGCCAUCAAAAGUAUAAGAAAAACGAAACGGAAUAUAGAUGUGUAUUUUAAUCCGAUUGAUUAUAUGUAAUAGACCAUGUCAAAAAGUUAUAUAUUUCAUCUGAUAAAAAGUAUGGUCACAAAAUUUCACAAGUUAAUGGAAAUAAAUAUUCGUUUGUCAUGUUGAUUACAUGUAUUUGUUAUGUUAAAUCUGCCUCCGAGUUCACAAAGCAUUCUCAGACUUAAGUUAAGAAUUUACUCAAAAUUGUUUGCUUUAUUUUAACUAAAAUAUAGCCCUUUAUAAAACUUUUGUUGUUUUAAUGUAUCAAAUACAUCAAUAAGAAACUAUGUGCAAAGUUUUGUGUUUCUGGAUCAAAGAUAUUUCUCAUAAACAGUGAUAACUGAGAAAGCUUUGUGAACUUGGGCCCUGGUAACUCCCAGAUAAACACAGGCCUAAAUGUAUUUAAAAUGAUUUAACUUUAUUGGGUAAAAAUAAUAGCCAUCUUAGGGCCAUAGUGGACUAGUAAGGAACUGGACUUUCAAUUAGAAAUUGCACAAGUUCUAAUCCAGGCAUGGGUUUUAAGAAGCUUCGAUGUUAUUCAGAGACCGAAAAUAGCACAUUUGAUGACCCAGUUCAAGGCUUUAUUUUUCACCUAAUCAGACUGACCUAAUUCCUUUAAUACAAUUCUGGUAAUGGCUAGCAUAUUUUAUGCAGGUUGUAUUUAAAUAUUUCUGAUCGACAAUAAAAGAUUUGUAUAUACAAGUUAAUCAUUCUGUUUACAUAUCUCUAAUAAAUGAUUGUGUAUAUGUAGUUUAAUGAUUGUAUGUAUCACUAGAAGUAGUUGACUGAGACUGAGAUAGGUAUGGAAACUAAAAUAGCAUCAAAAUAUUUCAUUUGUGGAGCAAUACAUGAUGUACACAUAUAAAACUCAUAAUGUAUAAAACCUAAAUACCAGUGGCCUGGUUCACGAAAUUUUAACUAAGAUAAAAUCCAAAUUUUAGUAAUUUUUUAGUGCUUGGCCAAUCAAAAUUGAAGUAUCUAUUAAAAUUUGGAUUUUAUCUUUAGUUAAGAUUUUGAGAAACAGGGCCCUGUAUAUUAUAUAAUGUAUAAAAACUAAAUACCUGUAUAUUAUAUAAUAUAUAAAACCUAAUACCUGUAUAUUAUAUAAUAUAUAAAACCUAAAUACCUGUUUAUUAUAUUUUAAGGUAAAUAUGAGUAAUAUUAUCUAUAUUGUAUCUCAGGGUUAGAAUAAUAUGAACAGCCAUCUUUAAAUUGUACUCAUUCAUCCAUUAUCUAUGCAUUUGUAAUACUCUCAUUAAUGAGCCCUGCCAUUUAAACAUAUUAUAUAACCUAAUAUAAGACACCAUCACUUGUAUUUAAGGCAUAUUACAGUAGAAUCUGUGUGAGCAGCCACUCCUAUUCAGCGACAUCUCCUUGUAAGCGGUCACAAUAAAUUCCCCCCCCAUAAAAAAUCUGUUGUUUCAUCUCUUUAUUCAACUGUCACUCCUCUGCCAGCAGACGCUAUUUUACUAAUAAAUUCAACAAAACAUCGCCCAUUCAACGGCCAUUGUUGAACGAUACCAUCUUGUCGUUCUUUGUAACACCCCCGCUAAUCCCGUGAGUAGUAGUUAAUUAACUGGACCCCAACUGAUCAGGUAAAAAGAAAUGUAAAAAUAAAAAACAAUCGACCUGGGAUUAUCUGUUAAUUAAUCUUUUGUUUUACUAAACGACUAGCCUGAUCAUUGUUUUCAUGCGUAACGACAAAUUAUUUGAUACUGAUUGAAUAAAAUAAAAGUACCGAGUUUUGUCACAAUCAUCUAGUAUCUCUUUUCCAUUGCCUCUUUGUUGUUAAACAGAAGUUUUAGCACCUCCUAUAAUAUUACAUACAGAGUUACACCCCCUGUAAAUAGGUGAUAAAAUCAGCGAUGGUUUUUUGUUCAUGUGCUUUUUUGAUAAAAUAAAAUUAAUUCAUUAUCGAAUGCAUCACAAUGGUAGACAGAAGUAUCGAAGGUUGGUACAAAAUGACAAGUUUACAGAAGUUAUGUCCAAGAUAGAUUUGAGUAAAGAAUUUUCGUUCGGCGCAAGAUUCAUCGACAGUCAAAUUUACCGAUGCAAGUAUUGAUGUUCGCUUCCAAUGCAUCCAAGCGUAAUAUUUAAUUUAUGUCAGCACAAAAAGCACCAAGAUUUUAUUAGAGGCCACUCCCGUUAAGCGGUCAGUUGUGAAAAUUCCCUUGGGUGGCUGUUUAAUGCAGAUUCUACUGUAAUUAUAUUUAACAUAGAAAGCUCUCACCAAUUUUGAUAUUAUUGGUAGUUAUUGUUAGACUUAUAUUAUAAUAUGAAAUUGUCUAAGAAUGAAAUUUUCAGAUUUUCGAUUUUUAAAAACAUUUAUUAUUUUUUAAUGAAUGGAAUGCUAGACUAAAAAAGGUACAUGUAAUCUGCAGAUGUGUGGAAUCAUAGCAAAUAUCUUACAUAAAAGAUACAGUUGACAUCGUUAUGAGUUGGUAAAAUUCAUGUUUCUACCGGGUAUGAGUAAUUUUAACAUAACAUUAUAAUUGUUCAAUCUGAUUAAAACAAAGAUCCUAUUUCAUUUCAUUUUUUAUAAUCCGUGUUCUGGAUGAUGUGAGGGAUAAACCAAUGAAACGGGCUGUUACGGUGAGUUCUUUGCAUUCGUUGCACAGAACUGUGGGUAUUCCAGUAGAAACAUCAAUGCUGAUUAGUUAAUCAAAAGUCUGUCACUUGUAUGCCCCCUGACACGACCUCCCACUACAACUGGUCAGAUCUUCAUGUAAUGCAGGCCAUCAAAAGUAUAAAAAACGAAAUGAAAUAUAGAUCUGUGUUUUAAUCAGAUUGAUAGUUAUUUUAAAUGUUGAUUUACUGUGAAAAGAAAAAGAUAUUAUUGGUGUGAAUAUUGUAAAAAGUGUAACCAAUUUCAAUCAUACAUUGAU
This is a messenger RNA of Patella vulgata (common limpet), 5530 nucleotides long. RefSeq names its product sodium channel and clathrin linker 1. The record is from RefSeq and is a predicted model, not a curated record. Gene Ontology annotation, biological process: centrosome cycle; cilium assembly; clustering of voltage-gated sodium channels. Gene Ontology annotation, cellular component: centriole; centrosome. NCBI's taxonomy places the organism in Eukaryota, Metazoa, Mollusca, Gastropoda, Patellidae. Bases 130 to 2280 code for a protein of 716 amino acids. The transcript is spliced from 23 exons.